ACACCGUUUUAUCUUUAUUUUAUGAUUGUCCCCUUGUACAACAGAACACAAUUGAUUUGCAUGGCUAAGGAAUCUCAUAACAUACCCUUGGUAUACUGCAGGAAACACUUUUCCUUUAGGAAUCUGCUUAUGCAUGUUUGUUAUAAAGAUUUACUGUGACAAACCAUUUUUAUUACUGUAUCUGUUGUGCUGAUCUGCACAGCAGGUUGCAUUGAUAUGACAUCCCAUAUAGCACAUGAGGCGUGCGGUAUCUUCAUGCAAGAAGCCAUUUUGAACUCCGUGCAGUAUACCAAGGUCUGGAUGAAGCUGGGAUUGCUUUGAAGAAACGAGUGAGAGAAACUGGGCAGGGACACCGUAAAAGAGAGAAUUAGACAGUUUUUAUGUGUAACCAUGCAUUUCCCCUUUAGAUUAUUCCCUAUUAAACUUUUCUCUCUGUUAUUUGUGUGUGUGAUUUUUAUAGUGGAGAAGGCAUUUGCAGAGCCCCCUCCUUGAUGACUGAAAGUGGUCUUCUGCAGCCAACAGGGGAUUGUAGACAAUUACAAAAGGCCAGCAAGCAUUCAAGCCCCCCUCUUUUUCCCCCCAGUGUAAACACUUAACUCCUCUGCUUUUUUGUUUUUAAGGGCUUUUUAGUCAGUGAUUAAUUGUAGCAGCUCGGUUAUUUUCUGGGAAGAUAUUCAUUAUUGCAGUUUAGCCAGAUCAAUAUAAAAAGGCAAUUCUGGUGCAUACUUUGUAUGCUUAAAAAUCUGAAGUAAAAGCUACAAUUGACCAAUUGUUGAAAUGCUAAACUAUAUUGGUAUACUAUUAAUUACAUGAGGUAAAUCUGGAUUCAACCUUUGAAGUGGUUUGUACACUCAAAAAAAGAAUGUGUGUAUAUUUGUAUGUGUAUAUAUAUAUAUAUAUAUAUAUAUAUAUAUAUAUAUAUAUAUAUAUAUAUAUACAUGCAUACAUACACACACGCACACAAUUUUUAGAUUAGAUUAAUUCAAGAAUUAUAUAUUUUAUAUACAUAAUAUUGGCACGGUAAGAGACUGAGAGGGAGAUGAAAGCAUUGCAUGGCAGGUUUUUGGGCUGGGAUUACUAACUAUCACUAAGUGCUACUUUUAUUGCCCUAAUUUGUUGGCAGCACCUCUUGUAGUCAUGGUGAUGAUUCAUUUGCUUCACUGGUCCUGGGAUUUUCCUACUCUGUGAAAUGUGCACUAGGGGAAAAAUUGCACAUUGUUGAGCUCUUUGCCAGUGUACAUAUUUGUGUUUUCUUCCCCCAAGAGCAUAUGGUCGGACCAAGUGAUGUUUGCAUUAACGAGGAGUAAGAUUCUACAUGCUGUAAAUAUCUUUAUGAACCCACUCCUCAUGACGCAAGCAGGGUCUAAUACCUUUUUAACGGUGGUCUUUCUUUUUUGUUGUUGUGUUUUACAGUUCUUUUUCCUGGUUCAGCCAGUCCUAUAUACCAGGCCCUGCUGAAAAUGCCACCCAACAGUUUUGUCUUCUGCAGCUAAUCCUGUUUCUCAAGUGCCCUUUCUGCCCUUUCUGUGUUGUCUGUUUCUGUAAAGAUGGCAGAUUUUGUUUGAAGUGAAAUUAAUUUCAGAUGUAUGCAUACCCAUGGAUCAUCUCAUAAGAUUUCCCUUUAUUUAUUUUCCCUUCAGCAUUGGGCACAUAAUUUGCUAAUAUAAGCAGGGCUUUUGCUGGUAGUAAUCCUUGAUGAGCACAUACAGAUUCCUGUGCUUUUAUUUUUUUAAAGUGGGAAGGUGAAAAAGGUAAGCAACCAGGUGGCCUGUCAAUAAUUAUACUGGCAGCUUGGAACAAUAGUCACCAGCAAAAGCCCAGAGGAAUAAUUAAAAAGAAAUGUCUAGGUUUUUUUUUUUUUUGGUUUUUUUUGUUUGUUUAUGGUAAGUUAGACCAUCAAAAGCAAACUGUACCAUGCUGUUGACUCCGAAAUCAUAAACUCUUUUGUUUUGUGUAUCUUGAUUUUUCUGUGUGCUUUAUAGCGAAGCAGCCGACGUGAGUCGCUUGUUCAUAAAACGUCUUAUGAAACUUGAGAGCACACCCCACUGGAGAACCGGCUGUGCUCGCUUACGUUUGGUUCAUGACUUAAAAAACAAGUACAGGAGUUAUUCCUGAUGAGACUAAAGCUUUGUCUUUGCUGGCGCCAGCUAAUGCUGUAGCGGGCAUGUUGCCAGGCGGCGGCCUUCUGCCAACCCCAAAUCCACUCGCGUCUAUGGGAGGUGUUCCUUUGUCUGCCAUGGGAGGUCCCACACUGGAUCCUGCUCUCGCUGCACUGGGUUUGCAAGGGGCCAACAUGAAUCCUCAGUCUCUCUCAGCUGAUCAGCUCCUGAAGCUCAUGCAAUCUGUAGAUCCAAAGCUGAAUCAUAUGGCUGCAGGGCUGAAUCUAAAUCCUGGAUUGAAAGGCGAUGCCUCCAGUAAAGAGAUUGAGGAGGCUAUGAAGCGGGUCAGAGAAGCACAGUCAUUGAUCUCGGCUGCGAUUGAGCCCGGAAAUAAGAAAGAUGACAAACGGAAACAUUCAAGAUCCAGGUCCCGCUCGAGGCGGCGGAGGUCUCGGUCUCGCUCCAGACACAGGUACAGGCGAUCGAAGAGCCGAUCCAGACGCAGGUCUCGUUCCAGGAGUAAAAGGCGUUCCAAAAGCCCUCGCAGGAGGAAGUCCCAUUCUAAAGACAGGAGCAGACGUUCACGCAGCAAAUCGAGGGAUAGGAAGAAGGAGAAGGAGGUCAAGAAGCGCUCCAAAACUCCUCCAAAGAGCUACAGCACUGCCAGAAGGUCCCGAAGCAUCAGCCGGAGGCGCAGGAGAAGCCGCAGUACAACCCGAUCUCCCAAGAAGUCCAGGUCCCCGAAGAGAAAGGUCUCCAGGUCUCCCUCUCCUAGAAGGCACAAGAAGGAGAAGAAGAAAGACAAGGAGAGAGAGCGGGAGCGCGACAGGGAAAGGAAAGAGGAGAAGGACAGAGGCAGGGACGAAAGGGAGCGCUCACCUACCAAAAAGAAGAAGAGCAAAGACAAGGACAGGGAAAAAGAGCGGGAAAAGAAGUCUGACACUGAGAAGGGAGAUGUGAAGUGCUCUAAACACGGACUGUUGCAAGCAGAGAUGACUAAUAAGGCAGAAGUGAACCAGGUAACCAGAGAUUACGAUGAGGAAGAACAGGGCUAUGACAGUGAGAAGGAGAAGGAGGAGAAGACUCACACUGAUCUGAGCGAAUCCCCGAAGUCCAAGGAGCCUUCAGUGGAGAAGACCGAAGGGGCAGCGGUAAAGGAGUCCAAAGUCAAUGGUGAUGAUCACCACGAGGAAGACAUGGAAAUGAGCGACUGAUUGCAUCCCCAUGAAUCUGCCAUCCUCAAACCUUUUACUAGAACAUGCAUUGACACCAUUCCACAAGCUUUCGUUUCUUUUUAAAAACCGCAGGAAAUAUGCUUUGUUGCUCCAUAGAAGCUGGCAGGUUAAAUGUAGUCUUAACUUUGGGGAGAAAAAAGAAAAAAUAUUAAAAUGCUGUUUUUUUUUUUGUAUUUAAACCGUUUGCAUCUUUCCAGUACCAGUCAGAUAGACCACGUAGGAUUAGCCAGUUUAUCUUAAGUAGGUGGAAUGAUCUGUGUGCAUGUGAAAAGAGUUAAACUUCAAUUGUUUGUAAUAAAAAAAAAUAAAAACUCUACAACAAAAAUAUCAUUAUAGGAACAUGGUUUUAAGAUUUCUUAUUGCUGUAACUUUGUCAAGGGCCUAUGAUACUGAUGAGCCCUGAUACAUGUUAAGCACAAUUUAUAUUUUUGUGCUUCAAGUUAUUCUGUACUACACUGAAUGGUAGAGUAAACCUCAACUAUUAAAUUGCUUAUGUAAAUUUUAAAACCUUUUACUGUUGAGGAAUUGGUCACUUGCAUUGUCAAAUACUGCAUUUUAUAUUGAGCCUAAUUACAGUUUGGAUGCAACUUGCAUUGAUUCACAAUGGUACUUUUCACUGAAAACUAUCUGGUGGAGUAUAAAUUGCAUUCAUUGUCCUUGCUUCACCCAACCGUUAAUAUGGAUUUGCCAUUUAUGGAGUCUUGUGAUUGCUUUCCAACUUGCCAUUUCUCGUAAUAUCCAGUAGGUUGAAUUAAAAUACUUUUUGUGGGUGUAAACGCUCCAUGUCCCUGUAAUAUUUUGCGAUGUUUUAUUAGUGAAAAUCUUUGAUAAUAAAACUUUUUGGGAAAACUUGAA
This is a messenger RNA of Conger conger (European conger), 4189 nucleotides long. RefSeq names its product serine/arginine-rich splicing factor 11-like. Gene Ontology annotation, cellular component: nucleoplasm. Gene Ontology annotation, molecular function: RNA binding. Lineage: Eukaryota; Metazoa; Chordata; Actinopteri; Anguilliformes; Congridae. The transcript is spliced from 12 exons. The coding region runs from base 2165 to 3313 and encodes 382 amino acids. The record is from RefSeq and is a predicted model, not a curated record.